UCGUGGAUACAGCACUGAAUGCAACAACGGUUUUAUAUGAUUGGAAAUCGUGGCACCUAAAUUUGAAUUUUUGGGCCCUGUUCUGUCACUUGCUCCCUCAUGCCACAGCUGAAGGAAUGGCAGAAGGUGAAAAAGGAGUGAAUGAUCACAAACUUAAAGAGAGCAAGUGCCAGGAGUUCACACCCACAUCAGAGCCUUUAAAGAAGGAUGAGAUCAACUCAAGUGGCCAUUUGAAGACAUUGAUUUGGAAAUUUCCAAGGAGAAAGUCAACAGCAAAAGAAGAACCAGGGACCAAAUGUUCCAUUGCUGCAUCCAACACAAAGCUUGUCUCUCCUUCUGAGACAACUUUACCUAUGAACUUUGGAAUUAUCUCAUCUUUGAGAAAGAGUUUUAGUCAUGGACAAAAGAGCAAUGGGAAUGUAAUAAAGAGAGACAAAAUUAAGAAUUUAGGAGUUUGCGAUUCCCUCAUCCAUAAUAUCCCUCCAAAACCCCUGUCAGUUCUGCAGAUUGAUGAACUUUUAAAAAGUGAUUCUUUGGAAGAGGCCUAUCCGAACUUGCUGUCUCUGCGACUCGAGUUUCAGCAUGAGCAGGAAACUCAGGGUGAUGAGUCCUGCCAGGUGAAUCUCAGCCAUAAAGAGAAAGACCUGAGUCUGCUUUAUGAGACUUUGAGGAACAAAGUGUCCAACAUUGUCCGGCACUCUGUUUCCCUGCCCCUAAACAACAAGAAACUGCUGAGCUACACAGCCUCUAUCAUCCAGGAGGAAGAGAAGCGAGAGAGAGAUGUGGGGAGGAUGGGGGAAUGGAGAGAUAUCUGGAGGGCUGCAGUACAGGAAGGGGUAAUGGACACUCUCAGUGGAGUCCCCCUGGACAGCCAUGAGCAAAACCCUUCCUGGUUGGUUGUACACUUGGGACUUCUGGGUAAAAGAAUUGUGGAGCUUUUGGAGAAUGUAAAGUCAGAGCUUGUGAACUUGUAUCCAACAAACUUUAAUGUGUUUGAAACCUACAGUUCAUCCUGUCAUGAAUUUGUAGGAGAGCACCUAAAAGGACUUCUAGGAAAGGUCACUGAACUUAAUGAUUUUUCUGUCAUGUUGGAUUUCAGCAUCAACUGCUAUUGUAGUGAGACCAUUCUUGGUAGUCCCUCUUUGCAGCCUGAGAUGGAUGAGAAGAAUGGUACCCCACUGUCUGAUGUCCUUCUAGACCAGAUUAAAAAAGAAUACUGUGACUGUCUACAGAAAGACAUACAAACCUCAUUGGAUAAUAUCAUUAAACUCGAACAGGAAGAAAUAUGGAAUGUGAAAGGAAUACCCAAGGGAAUGGAAGAUGGAAUAUUCCCCACCUCUGAAAUUCACAUGAACAUUUGUAGGAUGUUAGCCCGAUAUGCCGAGAAUGCUUGGAAAGUUGAUGUGAAGCUAAAAGAGAGGGUUGUAUGCAUCUGUCUGGAGACACUGAAGCCCUUUCCUGAAAGAUUCAAAGAAGAGUUUUUUAAGCAGAGCAGCUCUCUACUGUGUUCAGACUUACUGGAUUGUUGUCUGUGGGCUGAAUAUCACAUUGCCUAUAUCAACAGCUUCAGUACCCUCAGAGAUAACAUGAAUGGCUAUCAGGGGACCUGUCCAGAUCAGGUGGAGCAUCUGGAGUGUGAGAUGGAUGGACUAGUUCUCCGACUGAGGCAGGCUCUGCUAGAGCAGUUUAGAGUUGAAAUUAAGCCCUACAUGAACAGUAUGAUGACCAAAAAAUGGCUCAACACAGAUAAUGAUUUCAAAGAACUAAUUAACAGAAUACAGAUUUACUCUGGAUACAAAAAAUCUAUGAGACCACUACCUGCACAAUCAUUUGCCAAUGAGGUUCAUUACCAUUUUGUGAAAGAAUACAUAUCGCAACUACUGAAAAAUAAGUACUCUUGCAAAGGCAGAAAGAAUGAAGAUGCAGCUGCUAAAAUUAGACAACAGUGGGAAGAACUCAAGAGUCUGUUCUGUGAAAUGGAGUCAACCUUAGAUUGGCUUCACCCACUAGGAGAUCAGUUAAGUAAGAUAAUUGAACAAAAAAAUGGGAGAGACAUAAAAAAUCUCCUAAAACCAUUAGUUGAAAAUUACCCAGAUAUCAGUAAGAAGCAGCUCUUAGCCAUUCUGGACUUCAGAGACCAUGGAUUAAGUAUCGAGAAAUGCAUUCUCAUUCAAUAUUUUACUGAGCUUAAACAGAAUUUGGGGAUGACACAGAAUACUGGAAAUGCUGAACACAGCCUCUUCAGUGUCAUUAAGGAUAUUGGGGAAAGGACAGUGACUGGUGUCUGUGUCCACUCCGGAGGUGGAGGGGAACAGCCCCAGGAAUUUCUUUUGGGGGGGGCUGAGGCUACCUAUCCAGGACUGAGGAGAGCCGAAGAGCUCCCCAAGGACCGUGGUGAAGGCGGUUUGGUGGAGCCAGCUAGGUCUCUGGCUAGCAAAGGCAAAGCCCGAGCUCCUCCCCUUCCGUGGACUCGCCAGGGAGACUGGAGGGAUCUGCCCAAAGCCUCAGAGGCAGGCUGCCUCCGGGGCUCUCCUAGAGUGGCUGGCAUGGAGCCUGGGAUUCGCUGUCCUGUAUUCGGACGCUUCGGGAGCCGCGCCCCUUGGGUGGGGGUUCUGUCACGGCACGCUCCCCCUUAUGAAUCACGUGGUACGGCCUGCCGUGUGCAGUGUGGUUCACCAUAG
Molecule: messenger RNA, 2681 nt
Organism: Electrophorus electricus (electric eel)
Lineage: Eukaryota; Metazoa; Chordata; Actinopteri; Gymnotiformes; Gymnotidae
Source: RefSeq, a predicted model, not a curated record